AUGGCAUCAACAAAUUGUUCGAAAUAUGAAAACAAUCGUUUGUCAUUUUAUUCUCUAUUAAAUAUUCAAACAUUACUGACACGAUCAAAACAACAAAUAAUAAAUAGUCUGAAGGAUGAAUAUAUAAAAUGGAGAGAAGAUUCUAAAAUAACACAAAGAAAAUUAGAAAAUGAUAUAACAUAUUUUGGUGCAUCUGCACCACGAAGAUGCGAUGCAAAAUUAGCUUUAGAAUAUGGUGCCGAUGGAAUUGUGGUCAGUAAUCAUCAUGGCCGUCAGGUGGAUAGUGGACUAUCAGCAAUUGAAUGUUUGAAAGAUAUUGUAGGAUUUGUUAAUGGUCGUUGUGAAGUAUUUGUUGAUAGUGGCAUACGAACUGGAACAGAUGUUUUGAAAUGUUUAGCUUUGGGUGCUAAAGGUGUUCUUGUUGGCCGUCCUAUUUUGUAUGGUCUGGCAUACGGAGGCCAUAAUGGUGUGGAAGCCCUACUUAAUUUAUUAAAAUAG
Molecule: messenger RNA, 498 nt
Organism: Rotaria sordida
Lineage: Eukaryota; Metazoa; Rotifera; Eurotatoria; Philodinida; Philodinidae
Source: the annotation of a GenBank genome assembly